UGGGGCGGAGGCGGCCUUUCUCUCUGCGUCCACAGGCGGUCGGGAAAUCUUCAAGUAAAUAACGUUAACGGGGGGAGGAGCAGUCCGAGGGCAGCCUGCGAAAAACCCAACACAUCUAAACUGUGUUGCGCUGAGCUUAAAUUAUUAAAAAUCGUAAUAUUAGAGAAAUAUGGGGCAGGAGGAUCUCAUGAACACAGCCGAAGACGUGGCGGACCAGUUCCUGCGGGUAACCAAACAGUACCUGCCCCACCUGGCACGUCUGUGUCUCAUCAGCACCUUCCUGGAAGACGGCAUCCGCAUGUGGUUCCAGUGGAACGAACAGAGAGACUACAUCGAGGCUACGUGGAGCUGUGGCUACUUCCUGGCGACAUGCUUUGUGCUGCUUAACCUCAUAGGACAGCUGGGUGGUUGUGUCCUCAUCCUCAGUAGAAAUUUUGUACAGUAUGCCUGCUUUGGACUAUUUGGCAUCAUAGCGCUACAGACUGUUGCAUACAGCAUUUUAUGGGACCUCAAAUUUUUGAUGAGAAACCUUGCCCUCGGAGGUGGUCUGCUCCUGCUGUUGGCCGAGUCUCGUUCGGAAGGAAAAAGCAUGUUUGCCGGAGUCCCCUCCAUGGGAGAGAGCUCGCCAAAGCAGUACAUGCAGCUGGGUGGUCGAGUACUGCUAGUGCUCAUGUUCAUGACUCUGCUGCACUUUGACUCCAACUUCUUCUCUAUCCUGCAGAACAUGGUUGGAACUGCGCUCAUCAUACUGGUGGCCAUCGGCUUCAAAACCAAGCUAGCGGCACUGACCCUCGUCGUGUGGCUUCUGGCCAUCAACGUCUACUUCAACGCUUUCUGGACCGUCCCUGCCUACAAACCCAUGCAUGACUUCCUGAAGUACGACUUCUUCCAGACCACCUCCGUCAUCGGUGGUCUGCUGUUGGUGGUGGCACUCGGACCCGGCGGAGUGUCCAUGGAUGAGAAAAAGAAGGAGUGGUAGGCAAACGGGGUAAAGAUAGAGGAUUGCACAGCACCACUAACUCCCCCCACCAACUGGGACACAUGACCCUCCCUCUCUUCCCGUCCCCCCCCCCCCCCCCCCCAUAAC
Molecule: messenger RNA, 1087 nt
Organism: Epinephelus moara (kelp grouper)
Lineage: Eukaryota; Metazoa; Chordata; Actinopteri; Perciformes; Serranidae
Gene: surf4
Product: surfeit 4
Exons: 6
Coding region: 170-979 (269 amino acids)
Biological process (GO): Golgi organization
Cellular component (GO): membrane; endoplasmic reticulum-Golgi intermediate compartment; endoplasmic reticulum
Source: RefSeq, a predicted model, not a curated record